AUGACUGUAGAAGGAAAUUCAUUAAUCAAACAAAUGCUUACGUUAGCUAGUAAAUGGGUUAAUGCGAAAGCUCGUUUACUUCAAUUCUCAGAGGAUAAUAGUAAAACUGAGUCAGAAACAGUUAAGUAUAACGAACCUUUUCUCAAACAUUGUGCUACAGAGCUAACAAAGUCUGUUCUGGAUACUAAACGUGAACAUGAUAAACUCAAUGAACAGUUGAGCUGUCUUGAAAAUCAAUAUGCAAAUACUUAUUAG
Messenger RNA from Trichobilharzia szidati, 255 nucleotides. Lineage: Eukaryota; Metazoa; Platyhelminthes; Trematoda; Strigeidida; Schistosomatidae. The record is from the annotation of a GenBank genome assembly.